UUGACCUGCGAAAUGCUCCGUACUUAGACGAGUGCUGCCGACGGGAGACGAUGCUGAGGAAUAUGGCAGCGACGUUGGGAGGUAUUCGUGCCGUGACUUCAAGAUUUCUGGUUCCAAUUUGUUAUGGGCAGGCCAGAAAUUUUGCUGCGCGAAAGGGAACUCGCGAAAAAGCAAGAAAAAAGAAAGUUAAAGUGGAGAUCAAAAAAGUUGCGUGGGUUCCGCCAAAGCUGAGAGAAAAGAAAGAUAAAUUGCCACUUAUUUCUAAACGUCUGAACGACAGCCACAAGCCAGUUUCCUGUGACGAUGUGUGGAUUGGCAGGUAUUAUCAGUGGAGGGUAUACGACUUUGUUGAAGCUGUACAGUGCCAUCGAGAAACCCACCACCCAACAAUGUACAACGUUCCAGAUGCACCACUCUUCGCCUUUAUUGAACUGGACAUGUCCACAGACAAGAAAACAAAAUUUGUUGAUAACUUUACCAGAGUUGCUGGUAUUCCACAUCCAUUUGAACAUGGCGAAGACAGAUCUGUCAUAGUUUUUGCAAAGACACAAGAAGAACAAAAGAUUGCCCUUGAAGCCGGAGCAACAGUGGCUGGUGGAAUGGAGCUCAUCACAGAUAUACAGAAUGGUAAUUUGUCCAUGCAAGAUUUCAAGUACGCAGUUGCUCAUCCGAGUAUCCUACCUGAGUUAGCAUCUGUCAGAGGACUCUUUAGGCGGAAAUUUCCAAACAUUAAGAAUGGUACCCUUGGGCCAGAUAUAGCUGAGAUUGUUAAAAGAUUUGCACAUGGGAUUUGCUAUACAGCUUCAAGAGAUGAACGUGAACUGGAUUAUGGUACAAUAGAAGCACAGAUUGGAAUUCUGACAAUGGAUCCAAAGCAUUUGGAAGAAAAUUUUGCUGCGCUUCUACAAGAUGUUCAUGCUGCACGAACUCGCAAAAAAGCAAAUUUUAUUACAAGGACUCUUCUUACCAGUCCCCCAUCUCGAGAACGGUUUAAGAUUGACCAUGGACUAUAUGUUGAGGUCUUCAGGGAUGUCAGAGAAGAAGAAUCAGAAGCUAAAACACAAGAUGAGUUUGAAGAAGCUGAUGUGAAACAAAGCACUGCUACAGGAUGAUGGGUGUACUGUUGUUUGUCAGUAAGAUAAACAAAUUUUUUGUCUUAUUGAAAACAGUGUACAGGAUUUCUCGAAGAUAAUUCGCCCUUUAAUUCUGAUACCAUUUCAGAAUUUCUGAACUGGCCAAAUUUUUCUAGUAAUUAUGAUUUUUGUAAUUUAUUUUCCCCAUUUUUUUCAACAUGUUAACUAAAUUAUAUUUGUCAUAGAAAAUAAUAAGUUUUUGAAAACAUAAUGUAAUUGGAUAGAUAAAAAAUAUGAUCACUAAGAGGUAGGAGAAAAAUUAUAUAACAGGUAAUUACAUUUCUCAUAUCAUUUUCUAAAUCUUCUCAGAAAACAGUGGCCCUGUUAUUUAUGAACAUGGAGAAUGGUGCCAGGAUGUCUGUCAAAUGGAAAAGCAUUAUCAAGGCAAAUGAAGUACCUCAAUAUUGUCUGACUACUGCUGGUCCUAUUAAAUAUUCCUGGGGAAGUAACACACUUUACAACAGUACUUUCAAAUGCAAACAGAAGAAAGAAAAAUCUGUCAGUACACAAAGGAAUCAAGUAAAUGAGUAACCUAAUACUAAAGAAAAGUAAAGAAUGAUACCUAAAAAUAUAUUCUUCCAAAUUUCCAGCAAUACUUUGCCUGAGGAACACCACUUUGUAAGGACUGGCAAUAAUAAAAAAAAUUGAUAUUCAAUUUUAUCCAGGAAGAAGUCCAAAUAUACAUUCAAAAAAAGUUAUGGAAAUAACUUUUUUACAUUCUGUAAGAUGUUAAGAUAUCAGUAUUUCUUGUUGUACAAUAUCAUGAUAGUUCUUUGCCCUAUUGUUACCUAAACAGACAUGCUCUUCUUUUAACAUCACUCAAUAAAUCAAGGAAAUUGUCAUCAAACAUCAAUUUGCUAAUUUGUGAACCUGCGUCACUGAUCAUGGGAAUUACGUGAAUCGUCAUGAAGUUUUGUCCUUGAAGUUUUUGAUGAGAAUCAGUUUAGUGUGCAAUGAAGAUAGAUACUCAUUUUUUAGGGUCAACGAGAUCAUUUUUCAUGACAUUGUUUUCCUUGGGCAGCAGUACAUUCCAAGCAAUCCAUUUUCCCCAUAAUAGUGGCUUUUUUUCUGUCUUUGCUGCCCCAUUCACAUCGAAAGCAGCAGUGUUUUGUGUAGCUGAGCUGCAUGUUGAGAAGAACUGCAAUUACCUUGUGCUCCACACACACACACACACACACACACACACACACUCUCUCUCUCUCUCUCUCUCUCUCUCUCUCUCUCUCUCUGUGAAGAAAAUGCUAAACAAAGACUGCCAAGUAACCUAGAAGCAUGUAGAAGAUACCUUAGGGCUAAAUGCUCCAGCAGUUUGUUUGAAUCUACAAAUAAAGAAAUUUGUUGUGCUGCAUAGGCUGAUGGAAGAACAAAUGACACGAUGUGUGACUCGGUGCUGUGAGAUGAUGAAGUUUUUUAAGGGACAAUGUCAUUAUGUGAAUAAUAUCGUGACAGGUGACGAGACGUGCUCACUAAGACUGGAAACAAAGUUUUAUUCUUUGAAGGUAAUGACACACCUUUAGUUGUCUAAAAAUCCCAAUCAGUAAAGAAUAAAAUGAUAGCUUCUUUCCAGAUUGUGUGGAAUUGUGGGCAUUGUUAUUUUGGACAUGCACAAGUCAGUCACAGCUAAGUGGUACACUAAACAGUGCCUGCCCAAAGUCAUCCAGUCUUUGAAGAACCUCCGACUGAAGUCAAGAAGGCCACUCGGUUCCUUUAUCACAACAGUGCUCCAUCUCACACGCCAAAGUGUGCAUCGAAUAUUUGUUGAGGUACAGGACUGAAACUUCUCUAGAACCCUCCUUGUAGUCCAGACGUUGCUCCUUGUGACUUUGCACUGAUCCUGCAUGUGAAAAUGAAGCUGAAAGGAGUGCAGUUUCCAGGUAAUGAAGACCUCCUGACGGCUUGGUACGAGUGUGCCUUACUCCCUACAGAAGCUGGGGGGAAGCGGUUUAGGGAUGGUGAGGUGUACUCAGUGUGAUGGAAAUUACUUCAAAAAAGUUAAAUAAACAAAGCUGUACUGCAAAAUUUUCCUAA
This is a messenger RNA of Schistocerca gregaria, 3161 nucleotides long. RefSeq names its product 39S ribosomal protein L1, mitochondrial (gene mRpL1). The record is from RefSeq and is a predicted model, not a curated record. The transcript has 7 exons. Lineage: Eukaryota; Metazoa; Arthropoda; Insecta; Orthoptera; Acrididae. The coding region runs from base 51 to 1112 and encodes 353 amino acids.